Molecule: messenger RNA, 5352 nt
Organism: Periophthalmus magnuspinnatus
Lineage: Eukaryota; Metazoa; Chordata; Actinopteri; Gobiiformes; Gobiidae
Gene: mical3b
Product: microtubule associated monooxygenase, calponin and LIM domain containing 3b
Exons: 33
Coding region: 201-4922 (1573 amino acids)
Molecular function (GO): FAD binding; protein binding
Source: RefSeq, a predicted model, not a curated record
CUAAAAGUGAGACAGACAACACACCGCUCUGAGAAAAUAUGAGAAUGUGUGUGCCACAAAGAUACUAUAUAGUAGAUACUGCAGCUGUUAUGCUCCUCUUCCUGAAAUCAAACUGCUUACAGUGUCUCUAAUGUCACAGUACAUCCUGGAUCCUCUCGGGACCCUCAGUGAAAGGCACACCCCCAGUGCGUGGGGCUGUCAUGGGAGAGGAAUUGGACCCUGAAAGCCAUGCUCAGGAGUUAUUUGAUCACUUUGUAUCAGCACCCACCUGCAGAGCCACUCUGUGCUCAUUCAGCAGACUCUGUGAGCAUCUACAGCUGGACCUGCAGGCGGCCCCACGACCACUGUACCACACAAUCAAACAGCGACUCAGCUACUGGAGAGCCAAUGGCCUCUGGUCUAAACUGGACCGCAGGGCUGCUCUUAGUGAAUACCAGAGGGGCAGAGUCUGCAGCAAUCUCACUUGCGUGGUCAUUGGGGCAGGCCCUUGUGGUCUGAGGACUGCUGUGGAGCUGAGCUUUAUGGGAGCACGAGUAGUGGUGUUGGAAAAAAGGGAUUCGUUUUCUAGGAACAAUGUGCUUCACCUGUGGCCGUUUACUAUUCAUGAUCUCCGAGGACUUGGGGCAAAGAAGUUUUAUGGAAAGUUUUGUGCUGGCUCCAUUGAUCACAUCAGUAUUCGCCAACUACAACUCAUCCUCCUGAAGGUGGCUCUGCUACUGGGAGUGGAGGUCCAUGUCAGUGUGGAGUUUAAAAGCUUGAUUGAACCCCCCACAAAUCAACAAAAACAAAAGGUAGGCUGGAGGCUAGAGAUCCAUCCCAAAUCUCAUCCUGUCAGUCAACUUGAGUUUGAUGUUGUUGUUGGAGCAGAUGGACGAAGAAACACUUUGCCAGGUUUUAAACGUAAAGAGUUCAGAGGAAAACUUGCAAUUGCCAUCACUGCCAACUUUAAAAAUAGACACACUACUGCUGAAGCUAAGGUGGAGGAGAUUAGUGGUGUGGCCUUUAUUUUCAACCAGCGUUUCUUUCAGGAAUUGCGGGAAGAAACGGGCAUUGACCUGGAGAAUAUUGUUUAUUACAAAGAUGACACACACUACUUUGUAAUGACAGCUAAAAAACAGAGUCUCAUGGAGAAACAUGUCAUUCUGCAGGACUUCGUGGAUACAGAGCUCCUUCUCUCCCCUGACAACGUGGACCAGAAUGCUUUGCAGGCAUAUGCCCGUGAAGCCGCCAAUUUCUCCACCCAUCAUCAGCUGCCGUCUCUUGACUUUGCCAUGAACCACUAUGGCCAGCCGGAUGUUGCCAUGUUUGACUUUACUUGUAUGUACGCCGCCGAACACGCCGCCAUGUUUUAUCAGCACCACAAUCACCAACUAUUGGUCACUUUGGUGGGGGACAGCUUACUAGAGCCUUUUUGGCCCAUGGGUACAGGUAUAGCUCGUGGUUUUCUUGCAGCCCUAGACUCAGCAUGGAUGAUCUACAGUUGGGCAAAAGGGGGUGCUCCUUUGGAUGUCCUUGCCAUAAGGGAAAGUUUAUACCGUAUCCUGCCUCAAACGACUCCAGAAAACAUGCAGAAAAACUUCAGUCUCUACACAUUGGACCCAGCCACACGAUACACUAACGUCAACACACUUCACAUCACUCCUGCACAGGUAAGACAUUUGGUUAACACUGGACACAAGAAAGAGGACAGCGCACAUGCUUGUGACAUUGUCAGACCUACGUCUCUGCAAUCUGGCAGACAGGGAUCUGUCUCUCACUCCAAUAAGCUGCUCACGUGGUGCCAGGAGCGGACUCAGGGUUACCGUGGUGUUACAAUUCAUGACCUCACCACGUCCUGGAAGAAUGGCCUUGCAUUGUGUGCCCUUAUUCACAGCUACUGUCCUGAACUAAUAAAUUAUCAGUCGUUAGAUAUAUCUGAAGAGGAAGAAAAUAUACAACUUGCUUUUGAUGUGGCUGAGCGAGUGUUGGGCAUCUCACCUCUGAUGACUGUAGACGAGAUGUUGUCUGUCGGAGAGCCAGACUCUCUAUCCAUGGUGAUGUAUUUGAGUCAGUUCUAUCAGCUGCUAAGUAACACGCCUCCUACAGGUUCUCUGUCUCAGUUUACAGAAUUGCGUGGAGCUCUCAUUACCCCAGUCUCCCUCUUGAGUAGACUUGGAUACAGUUCAUCCAGAAAAAGAACCCCAGCUGAGAAAAAAGAUGAUCUUACUAAAAGAAGAAAAGAAAGUCAUCCAAAAAAAGAAGAAUCAGUUAUUGAGGAAGGCAUUAUGGAAGAAAAGCUUUUUUCUGACCCAAAUACCAGUGAUCAGCAGUGUGACCAGUAUAAGACCAAAGUGCGAUUUAUGGCCAGCAAACUUCAAGCAAAGCAUGAAUCCACCCCUGCCAAGAGAUCAACUACUGUGGGUGUACAGCAACAAGGUCCUGUUGUUGUCCAGCAGGGGGAGCUAUUGUCCCCUUCUGUUUCAGACAGUCGGCCCCCUCCUGAAGCCACUGCUCCGCUGCCUGCCUGGAGACUGAAAAAGCGAACGCAGCAACAAGAAAUGAUGAGUUUUCGUUUCAAAGAGAGAAUCCGGUCUCAGCAGACUGCAGGCUCAGCAGGCAGCAGUGAUACAUGUUUCUUCUGUAAGCAGCAUGUCUAUGUAAUGGAGCGUAUGAGCGCAGAGGGACUGUUCUUUCACCGCAGCUGUUUACUAUGUGAUUACUGUGGAUGCAGUCUGAGGAUCACCACCUAUACCUAUGACAGGCCCAGUGGGAGAUUUUUCUGUCCAGACCAUUUUGAUGUAGGCUCACAAGCCACAGCAGCAAGAAAGAGACAACUACCUUCAGACAGAGACAUCUCUCACCGCGCAUCUAUAGUUUCCCUGGUCCCACCUUUCACUGGUUCCUCAACUGACUCUUUAAUCUCUAUGGCAGCAGAGCGCCGUCGGUCGUCAGUGGCUUCUCUGAUGGAGGCAGCUCUCAACAAGAAGCAGACAGCCACGCCUGAGCGCAUCGAGCUGGAGAACUGCCGCCGCUGCUCUACAAAUGUUGACGCAAAGCUGUUGGAAGAAGUGGAGGAGCCACAGGAAGUGUCUGAGGAGAUGCUUAAUGAGUUUAACCUGAAAGUUGAGGAGCCUCACGCAAGCAAGAGCAGAGUGAAGUCACGGUCUAGUUCUGAUUCAGAAGAGGAGGCUGGAGUGAAGAGCCAGAGUCAUUUUAAAUCUUCAUGUAGAGAUGCCCUGGAGCUUCAGGCUUAUUUGAGAGACAAAUCAGAGGAGACAGAGUUCGACUGUGAUGAGGGAGACGAGGAGGAAGAGGGAGAGGUGGAUGAAGAUGAAAAUUAUGACAGCAUUGAAGUGGAGUCCACUGACGACUCUCAGAGCGACCCUUCGAUGGAAGAAGACAAACACAUGCCUAUUUCACUUUCUACUUCAGACUCCCAGAGUGAGGCAGCCCUGCACAGUAACACCCCAUCCACUGCCUGCUUUGUUGCCACUCCUGACUCCUCCUCAUAUUCCUUUCUUGAGUCCAAAGAAAGAGAAGCAAACAUAGACCACGUUAUAAAGUCAAACGUAAUGUCUCCAGUGAGCUCUCGUCCUGGACUUUCUAUAGAGACGGUGUCUAGUCUCUCAUCUUCGGGAGAGCUACAGAGUCAUGGCACCUUUGAAGACAUCAGCCCAGAAAUUCCUCAAAAAAUGCCAUUGCUUGAACAGGAGAAGUUAGAAUCAACUGAACAGAGGCAGAAGUCCCAGUUCGAAGCCCAGCACCUGCCCCCCAUGCAGGCUGUGGGUGAGUCAUUUCCGCUCCAUUUAAAAGGUUUGAGGGACACUCCUAUCCUGGGACAGUCUGAUGGGAGUGUAGCCCAAGUCUUUCUCAGGGCAACUAUAUCUGGAAAUGUGAAGAAGAAAAGCUUGAAGGGCAGACCUUCAUUUUGCAGAGGAGAAAGACAGCCAAAGAAUUCUGUCAAUCAGAAAAGAUUUACAGAUUAUAAGCAUGCCACAAUGACAGAGGAAUCAGAGCUGGAAACAUCCACUCUGCUUAAGAGGUGUUCAUUAACGCCAAGAAAGAACCUGCAGCUGGAGCUAUUUGAUCUUACAUCAGAAAUACAAAGAGUCACAUUGAAAGAGGAGAAGGGAAACAUGCAUCCUGCUUAUGUUCCUCAUGCUCUGGCUUUUAAGCGUUCAUAUGGCAUUAAGAAAACCCGUCGAAAGGACCAAACUUCUAUCCAAGACUCAGAUGGAGGAUCCUCUUGCCCAACAGAAGUGGUGGGAGUUAUUGUUCAGCCCCAAGAGCCAUCCAGCCUAAGUGUGAAGGAAGCUCUCUUUCAAAAGAAAAGUGAUCACGAGGAGGAAGAGCUGGAUGCCAAGAUUACUCGAAGGGUACAAAGAGUUGCUCGAAAACUAGCAAAACAGGAGCAACUCAAGAGACUUCACAAAGCUCAAGUAAUUCAGAGGCAGCUGCAGCAGGUGGAAGAGAAGCAGAGACUGCUGGAGGCUAGAGGAGUGGCAGUAGAGAAAGCUCUAAGAGGGGAAGCUGAUUACUGGGGAGAAUCUGGUGACAGUCAAGACUUUGAUCUUUACCUUGGUGGUUUAGGUAAAAUGGAAAAUCCAGCGCUCAUGCAGCAGUGGUUCCAGUUGGUUCAACAGAAAAAUGCUUUAGUUCGCUAUGAGUCUGAGUUGAUGAUAUUUGCCCGGGAGUUGGAGCUGGAGGAUCGCCAGAGUCGGCUACAACAAGAAUUAAGAGAAAGGAUGGCAGUAGAUGAUCACCUGAAGGGGGCGCCAGAGCUUGAAGAGGAGCGGUUGAUCUUAGAGGAGAUGCUGGAAGUGGUGGAGCAGAGAGACACACUUGUGUCUCUGCUGGAGGAGCAGCGGCUGCAGGAGAGUCUGGAGGAGCAGGAUCUGGAGGCACUGAUGCUCUCCAAAGGCCUGGGACUAAACUGGGACUAGCUGCAUUACAGGAACACAACAUUCAGUGUGCUAUACUAUAUGAACUUGCCUUUAUUGUUUACAUGCAUUUAUUACUUUUUGUUGGUUGUGUUGUCUAUAAAUUAUUUUUGGGUCAUGAACUGCAGGAGCACCGUGGCCUUUUCAAUGCUUCUGAACAUUUGAUUUUUAGUUAAGGGUGUUAUAUGUUCAAUAUAUUCAAAAAUAUUUGUCUAAUAACUGUGCCAACAAUUUAGGUGUAGAUUGUCAUCACUAAUCUAUGCCUUAUGUCAUCACACCUGACUCAAUGUAAAAUUAACUUAAGACAAGCUGGUAGAAAUGUUUGAAAGUAGGUUCCUGAUUUAUUAAAAUUGCCAACCCUGAGAUGAAAACAUGGUUGAGAAUCAAACAUUACAGAAAGAAUGUUUACAUUUAUAAAAUAUGUACGACUUGA